Messenger RNA from Penicillium maclennaniae, 2610 nucleotides. RefSeq lists its product as uncharacterized. Bases 1 to 2610 code for a protein of 869 amino acids. The record is from RefSeq and is a predicted model, not a curated record. NCBI's taxonomy places the organism in Eukaryota, Fungi, Ascomycota, Eurotiomycetes, Eurotiales, Aspergillaceae. The transcript has a single exon.
AUGGCCUAUAACCUGGUCGCUCAGGUGGAUGAAGUGGCUUCCCACUCGGGUUCCGACGCAUCGCGCUCCCCGUCUCCGACUCGAAUCUUCCACGCUCGCGAUACUGAUACGGGCCUGGGACCGAACCAGCUCGAGUCAGCCCGGGUCGACGACAACCCGGGACUGGGCCGACUGGGCUCCCUACUCCAAUCCAUGUCCUCCACGAGCUACGAUAUGGUCGAGGCCGAGGACUACGAUGUCGAUCCUUGCCUUGCGAGGCAAUCGAGCAACGCCCGGAGCAUUCCGCCGCUCAACACCACUGUCGCGCGACAUUCCUCGUUCGAAACCCCCUUGCGCAGCGCGGCCAGCGAUCUUCCCACCCCUCUUAGUCACCCAACCCCGGACCUUCAAUCUAUUCAGGGCGCCUACAAAGGAAAUGUAGAGCGGUUGGAAAUGAGUGCGGAGCGUCUCAGCCUCCACUCGGCAGACAUUGGCAGCGAGAUUCGCAGGAUGGACCUGGAGCAGAAGCGGCGCUCUUGCAGCUCCGCCUCAAACUCAAUCAAGAUGCGGAAUGGAGCAUUCUCCCCAGGGGGCAUCGCGUCACCUAUUGGAUCGACCAUCUCCACGCGACAGCGCUCCGUGUCGGGCGCAUCUCGCCUCGCCCAGGUAACGGAACCUGAACAUGAAGGUCACUUCUUGGACAAUUUCCCAGCCCCGUUGCCGAUCCUCCCCGAUUCGGACACCCCAGUCUAUGCGCAUGACGAUGAGGUCUAUCACGAACAAUACGAUGCCUCCGGUGAUAUCGAGAGACCGGGCACGGCAGCUUCGGGUGAUACCUAUCAGAAGGCCCGAACGCUAUUUACCGACUUCGAUGGCGUUCAUUUCGCACCCUUAGACCGCGGGAUUUCCGGACGGCAGCUAUCUCUCACCCAACCGCCCCUUGCCAGCAAGCCGGAGCCAUGCAAGGAACCCCGAUUGGGCGAGCACAUGGUGUACUACCCAGCUCCUGUCCCGCGCAUGCUCAACCUCCCCCCAAAGCUAUCCCGCAAGCCAAUUGUAGAACGCGAAAAGCGUCGCAUGCAACUGUUGACCUCCAUUGUCGCAGAAGACAGGAAGGCGGAGGCAUGGCAUGAGCAGGAAAAAGCCAAUGGUAAUCAGAAAGAGAAACGCCCGUCCACAAUUCCACCGCAGCUUCGUGCAAGCGUCUUCUUUGAAUCUCCGAGCCAAUCGAUCGAGGUCGAUGUGAAGCAGGAUUCCGCCGUUGCCACGCUUGAUAGUAUUCUCGACGCUUCGGCCAACGCGCCUGUAUCGGCCUUUACGGAUCACCCUUAUGCCGGUCAGGUUGGUUCCCACGUGUAUACGAAGUCGAAGCGUAAUACCAUCGCGAAUCCGAAGAGAUUGAAGGCGCAGAAUUCUCAGCUUUCGAUGGGUCAGCAUCAGAGUUCCCAACGAGGUAGUGCGAUUGCUUCGGAUGAUAGACGGGAUGAAGAGCAUCACGAUGAACAUGAUUCCGAGCUGUCAGUCAGUGAAGAGGAAGAUCAUGAAGAUGCGUCAGGAAGCGAGGAGGAGGACGACGACGACGACGAUGCAGUCUCGGAUUACGUUGGGCCGCCAAACACACUAUUGGCAGAGCUGGAGUUGCGGAAACAAGAAUUGAAGCAGCGACAACGUACAUUCGUGCCCAAGCCCACACCAGGGAUGACAAAAUCUCUCCUCGAGCUGGAUGCAAUGGCCCAGAUGCAGAGCGAGAAAAGACGCCGGCGACCGGUCACCCUGGCAUGGGAUAGUCACAACGCCGAUGACGAAGAUGUUCCCUUGGCUUUGCUUUACCCCGAGAAAUCCAGGUCAAAUCUUGCAGAUGAGGAUCGUCCCGUUGGGUUGAUGGAACAACGUCAAUUCGAAGAAAAUGAGCCUUUGAGCUCACGUCGGGCGAGACUUCGAGGUGAACCCGUUCUUGAGAAACGCCCUGUCACUAUGUAUUCGGAGGCUGUUCCGCCCUCGUCAUCAGCACCAGAGCCAGAACCAGCGACAGAGCCAGGGAGUGAUGAUGAAGGUGAGACGCUUGCAGAGCGAUUAAGGCGGUUACGAGGGCAGAAACCGACAGAGAGCGAAUUUGCUCAUGAUCUCCUGGCCGAGAUCGAUAGUCGGGUUGGAAUCGCACCUGCAUCUACUUCUGCUUCUGCCCCCGUAGAGCCCGUGGUAGCUCCAGAGGAAGAGACUCUGGCACAACGACGUGCUCGUCUUCAAAAGGAGAGUGGCGGCCAGCAGGCCAAUGUCAAGAACCCCCGUAUGCGACGUAGUAUGGCUGCUCUUCCCCGAGUUCGACCCAGACAUGUCGUCCGCCAGUCAUCCCAUGAUGUUCUUGGUCAGCCCGGCAUGAUGCAGUAUGGCAACCGAAUGUCCAUGCAGCCAUUUGCACACCAAAUGCAACCGCAGAGGAUGAACCGAGCUUCGCUGCAACCAUCUUACGCCUAUGGAACAGGACAUCCGCCUGUUUAUCCAUACAAUAUGGGCAUGAAUGGCAUGGUGUAUCCUCCCCCGGGUGCCUAUGGCCCAACCACGCGACAGCCCAUCAUUGACCCCAAUCAAGCCGAUGUCAUCGACCGCUGGAGACAGAGCGUUCGCUAUUAA